Molecule: messenger RNA, 462 nt
Organism: Ornithodoros turicata
Lineage: Eukaryota; Metazoa; Arthropoda; Arachnida; Ixodida; Argasidae
Exons: 1
Coding region: 1-462 (153 amino acids)
Source: RefSeq, a predicted model, not a curated record
AUGCCCCAUCACGCGGUUGUGCGACAAGAGGCGGUCGCCACGAAACUCCGCGUUCUAUUUGAUGCGUCGUCCCACUUGCCAGGUCAGCAAUCGUUGAAUACUCUCCUGAUGAAAGGGCCGAAGCUAAACGCAGAUCUGCUCCAUCUUCUGUUGCAGUUCCGCUGCAGCUCCACGGUUUUAACCGCCGACAUCAGGAAGGCAUACCUGCAAAUCAUCAUUCGCCCCGAAGACAGAGAUUUCCUUCGCUUUCUGUGGGUAAGGGAUGUACGGCAGGCAUCCAACGACAGCAAUCUCGAACUUGUCGAGUGGCGGAUGACUAGAGUCCCUUUCGGAGCUACUUCGAGUCCAUUUCUGCUAGCAGCAACGCUGCAACACCACUUUGAGAUAGUUUGCUCGGAUUAUCCCAACGCCGUAUCCCGCCUCCGGACGGGGUUUCAUGUCGACGAUCUGGUCGUCGGCUGA